Messenger RNA from Aureobasidium namibiae CBS 147.97, 1599 nucleotides. RefSeq lists its product as uncharacterized. The transcript is spliced from 3 exons. Bases 1 to 1599 code for a protein of 532 amino acids. The record is from RefSeq and is a predicted model, not a curated record. Lineage: Eukaryota; Fungi; Ascomycota; Dothideomycetes; Dothideales; Saccotheciaceae.
AUGAGGAGACAUGGUCCUCGCAAAGUGCCUGGCGAUGUCGGCCAUUCCAAGAAGACUGUGGUGGACGAGACAUCGCGUACGAAUGCUUCAUCAAUACUUACUACGUCUUCUGAAGCUACAGGCGUGUCUGGGAGGCUUGGUGCGAGUGAGAUGCCUCAUAACCAAGAGCAUCAGCAAUCGUCUGCCGAAGCAAAUGGAGCUAGCGAGCAAUGGAGUUCUUCCUCGCCAAAGGCUUCCGAGAACGUGGAACGUCAGAGCCAACCAUAUCAACAUGUCUUUCCAGCGCAAUUGCAAGGUCCAAUGACUCCAGAGAACGCUGGUAGACCACCGUUGUUGAAGACUGAUGGCUCGGCUUCCUUGCCUUCACCUCUGUCUAUGCGCUCAGUGUACGGUUCGCCUGAGGCCUCAAAAUCUCCACAAUCCCCUCCAACCAUGCCUCCGCCUCAGAAUAGUGGUUGGACUGGUCAGCAGAGCGAGGAUGCCUGGAGUCAAGGAGCAGGUCGCCCUACACCUGCUCCAAUCCGUUUGGGCGUAUCGCUCUUCCAACAGCCUGGAGCUCAAGUUGCGCAUUCUAUGAUCAACACGAGAGCAGUUCCAUUGCCUCAGAGUCCUCGGUCCAAUAUCAGACUUGAGGAUCAGAUGGAAGCUCUUCGUGGACACAUUGCAUCUCAACAGAGACCCGUUGCCCCCAACUUCGGAGGUCCCAUGUCAACACCAGGCCCAUACUGGCCACAAAUGUACCCUUCAACUCCACAAGCCCAACCAGCAACUUUCGCAUACGACAACAAUACAGCCAUACGCUCCGUACGGCCACCUCAAGCCUCGAUACCACCGCCAACUCCUCCAGCAUCCGGCUUCCCAGAUCUCAACAAGACCACUCUGGAAGGCUACGAACUUCUCGCCGCCAAAUUGACAGAUGGCAGCAUCGGAGCACGACCCAUGUACCGCAGUUUCGAGCACCUGCACCAUCGUCUACUCCUCUAUCUCCAAGACGAAAUCUGCGAGUACGAAGAAGAACUUCGGAAUCUAGAUGAAUGGAUAUCUCAAGUAAGCUUGGUUGUCUCUGAGGGCAAAUCCAAGCCUGCUUCUCGACGCGCGGAAGCAAGAAUUUUGCCGCAGGAUAGUGAGUUGAUGUUCAGAAGGAAAUUUGUGUUGGGAGAGAUUUUUGUGAAGUUGGAGAGAUAUCAUCGUGCUGUGGAGGUUUAUUGCAAUGCCACCAAGGAGUUGCGUAGACCGCCAGAAGCAGAGAUAAAACGAUAUCGUGAGUGGAUGACUAGUCAUCGACCUGUCGACAUGGCAGAAGCGAGUUUUCUCAAGCACGACAAAGACCUAUUCGUGCUUGAACGCAGAAGAAUUGAGACGCCAGCGAUGACAGCAGUGACAGCCGGUCUGCCCGUACUGCUACUCUUACCGUUUCUGGCUUUUGCAGUGAUGCCUAGCUUUCUUUGCCGUGUUCUUGCCAUUGUUGUGUGCAGUAUGGGGCUCUGGAUACUUUGCUCUAUCAUGGAUAUAAGGCAUGUCUUGACCGCACGCGAAUGGAUCUUUUCUGCAGGCAUAUAUGUAGCAUUCAUGACACUAAUCGCUGCUGUACCUCGUUGA